CUUCUCGUGUUAUUUUGAAACCAAGAUCGUAACCGGAUGUGUUGUCAGACAUUUUCGGGCAACUGACGGCGGUGUCACUCUUGUCGCUCGCUGCUGGUGCCGCUUCUCUCUUCCGAAAAAAAAAAAAAAAGGUUUAACUCUCUUUAAACAGGCACCAGCGAGAGAAUUAAUCAGCCUGUUGGAUAUAAACUCAUCGAUUUGAGCGAACGCGUCCGAGGCGACUUGUGACUUCCAGGCAGCAGCCAUGUCGGGCUCCUACGACGGCUCCAUGAUCGACGUCUCCAGCGACAGCUUCUGGGAGGUGGGCAACUACAAGCGCACGGUGAAGCGCGUGGACGACGGCAACCGGCUGUGCAACGACCUCAUGACCUGCAUCCACGAGCGGGCGCGCAUCGAGAAAUCGUACGCGCAGCAGUUGAACGAGUGGGGCAAGCGCUGGAGGCAGGUCAUAGAGAAAGCGAGCCUUUCCCCUCCGCCAGGGCCCCAGUACGGCAUGCUGGAGCGGGCGUGGUCGUCUCUGUGCACAGAGGCGGAGAAGGUGAGCGAGCUGCACAUGGAGGUGAAGGCGGCGCUCAUGGGCGAGGACCACGAGAAGCUGAAGAACUGGCAGCGCGACGCCUACCACAAGCAGAUGAUCGGCGGCUUUAAGGAGACCAAGGAGGCCGACGACGGCUUCCGCAAGGCACAGAAGCCCUGGGCCAAGAAGCUCAAAGAGGUUGAGACCAUGAAGAAGUCGUACCAUUCCGCAUGCAAGGAGGAGAAGCUGGCGGCCAGCCGGGAGACCAACAGCAAGCUGGAGAGCAACAACAACCCCGAAACGCAGAAGAAGCUCCAGGAGAAGGUGGAGAAGUGCCAGCAGGAGGCACAAAAGACAAAGGAACGCUAUGAGAAGUCCCUGGAGGAGCUGGACAAGCUGACGCCUCAGUACAUGGAGAACAUGGAGCAGGUCUUUGAGCAGUGGCAGCAGUUUGAAGACAAACGCAUUCGCUUUUUCAAGGAGCUCCUGAUGGAGGUCAAGCAGCACUUGGACCUCUCCGCCAAUCACAGGUUCCAGGCAAUCUACCACACGCUAGAAGACACCAUCGCCGCCACGGACGCUGACGAGGACCUGAAAUGGUUCCGGUCCAAUCACGGCCCUGGCAUGCCCAUGAACUGGCCACAAUUUGAGAACUUGGACUGGUCCCGCGCUCGCUCCUUUAAGAGAAGGUCCAUUGUAGACUGGUCCAUAGACCUGAACCGGACGCUCAGCAGAAGGGGGACGAAGAAGCCCUCCGAGGGCGUCACGCUGACGGGCAUCAGUCAAACUGGAGCCGACCAACCUGUCCAGCCUCUCGAGACCAACGACAGCGGCGUGACCGCGCCUCCUAAAGCGGCGCCGGCGGGCUCCAACCCGUUCGACGAGGAUGGCGGCCAAGACGAAGAGGAGCAGGAGGCGCAGGUGGAGGCGGUGGAGGAGACUCCGCCCGCACGCAACCACAUCAGUGGGAAAACGCAGGACGUGAAAACCGUCAGCGGCGUGGCGAGGACCCCCGACUGGUCGGACGAGGACACGGCCGCCAACCCUUUCUCGGCCAACGGCGACGGCAACCCGUUCGAGGACGAGCCGACCUCGCCGGUGCUGUCGGUGCCGGUCCGGGCGCUGUACGACUACGAGGGCCAGGAGCAGGAUGAGCUCACCUUCAAAGCGGGGGAUGAGUUGACCAAAAUCGGCGAGGAGGACGACCAAGGCUGGUGCAAAGGCCGACUCAAGGGCGGGCAGAUCGGCCUCUACCCCGCCAAUUACGUGGAGGACAUCCAGUAAUGACCACAAGUGAGUAAAGUAGAUGGAGAACAAGGUGGCCGUGUCGCCACAGCGUCCGUGUUUAUGUGGAGUGGUCAGAGAGCGACAAGGACCCCGCCGAAAGGACCUCGUUAGAGCGUUACAAGAUGGAGGAUCACUCAAGUUUGGCAUUAAAAGACACUUGUUGAUGCUGUUGCAACCUCACACACACACACACACACACACACCAAUUUAAAUACAGUAAACACUGUGCCUGAUGAAACGUCUCGUUAAACGCAAGCCACGAUGGAUUUAAUUUAAUGUUAAAGGGAGACAUUGGGUGGGUGGUGUUGAUCACGUGACUACAGUCCAGUGGCGCCCUCACGUGGUUCACGUGGGGGGACGGCUGGGGGGGGCUCCUUUGGGCACUGCACUUGAAUGUAAACUCACUUAUUGUAUUGUGUUGCUCGAGUCUUUGCUGUUGUGGUACAUUCAACCACUGACCUAAUGAUAUGCAAUCCUCUGUACUUUUGAUUCUAGAUUGUAUUUUUUUCAUUAUUUUAUUUAAUUCAACACUGAAUAUUUUCCAGAAAGCUCGACACUCCACCUCAGUUUCAAGUUUGGGAUUUUUUUUCCCUUUUUCUUCUUUUAAAUGCAAUACAACAACAGCAACAUCUAGUAUUGUAUAGGUGCAUGUAAAUGACACAAAUUAAGCUUUGGAAUGGUAGAAAGUUGAUGAUUAUUAAUUUAUGAUGUCCUUAAGCGCUUUUUGUUCUCUUCCAAUGCGCUGACUGAGAAUCAGUUUGUACAAAAAUUGAAUGUUUUAUGUUUUCUUAUUUUCUGACAUGAUAUUUCCCCUUUCUGCAUGGGGCCAAUUAGUAAAUACUAUGUGAAUAAUUAA
This is a messenger RNA of Phycodurus eques (leafy seadragon), 2660 nucleotides long. RefSeq names its product protein kinase C and casein kinase substrate in neurons 2 (gene pacsin2). Gene Ontology annotation, cellular component: endosome; cytoplasm; plasma membrane. Gene Ontology annotation, biological process: regulation of endocytosis; cytoskeleton organization; plasma membrane tubulation. The transcript has 12 exons. Gene Ontology annotation, molecular function: protein binding; phospholipid binding. The record is from RefSeq and is a predicted model, not a curated record. Lineage: Eukaryota; Metazoa; Chordata; Actinopteri; Syngnathiformes; Syngnathidae. The coding region runs from base 245 to 1801 and encodes 518 amino acids.